CCUCGCCACAUCCUGCAAUUAUGGCAACUUCGUGGAAGAAAGCUAAACGUUGUAGCCACUAGUGAAAGGAAACUGCAUAUUAUUAUUUUUUUCUGUGAAGAAUUAGUAAAACAAAGAUACACAACAUAUUUUAACAGCUCCAUUUUCAUUUGUGAUUAUUAAAAACACAAUUAAAACGAAUGCUACGAGUUUAACAAGAAGUAACUUAGGAAACCAGUUUUUCUUGGGAAGAAAUGUAAAGGUCAUUUGAUCAAAGGGAAAUACCAUCCUUUAGACAAGUCAAUUCUUUACAUUACUAUAUGAAAAUUUAUUAAAAUUUCCUUUGAAAAAUUUACCAAAAUGAAAUUUCAUUUAAUUCUUAUCUGUCUGCUAUCAUCAAAAGAAAUUUCGGGAAUCGAAGUGAAUUUUCCCGAAGAAACAAAGCGUUGCCACGAAAAACUCGGAGAAAAAGGCAUUUGCAUCGAAUUUGGAAAGUGUUCGAUUGCAAAAGAACUCAUAAAACAAAGGAAAAUCCCUGUGCCUUGUGGAUUCUCGGGAAUAGUACCAUUGGUAUGUUGCGCAAUUUCUUCACUUCCCGGGCAACUCGUCAGAGAAUCCGAAUGUGGAAUAAAACACCUGGAGGAAGAAGAAAGAAAUUCGGGAAUUUCUUUUCCUUCAACGGAAUCGUCCGAAUAUGGCGAUUCCAUAAUACAGCCAAGAAAAUUAAACAGAACUCUUGAAAAUAAACAUGAAUUUCAACAGGGAAAUUUUCCUUGGAUAGUUUCAGUCAUUAGAAAGAACGAUUCAGCAGUUAUUUGUCUUGGUUUUCUCAUAGACGAAUUCCGAAUCAUAACUGCUGCUCAUUGUUACUCGGAGGCAAGUACAGCAGAGCAUUACAGCAUGUACAUUUUGAAAAAUGGAAGUAGGAAGUGGUACGAAAUUGAUGAAGUGAGAAUCUACGAAGAGUUUAAUGGCUACUACGACGAUAUUGCAAUAUUAAAAUCAUCGUCUGCAAUAUCCGAAAUCCCGAUUUGCUUACCAAAGACGAUAAACGAGAUUAAUUUAAUAGGAAGGGCUGCAGUUUUUAUAGGUUGGCUGAAUGGUGACGAUGACGAUGUUAAAAUGGUUUCUGAAGAAAUGCAAAUUGCAGACGUGGAAGUUUGCGAAAAAGAUUACUCGAAAUUUAUCGUUAGCCCUUUUCCUUCUGGAAUUAAGGAAGAAUCUAUAUGUACUUACUCGUUAUAUCCAGAUACAGAUACUUGCAAGAAUAAUUCUGGAGGUUUGUUAAUGUUAGAAGAUGGAGGAAGGUGGUUUGUCGUCGGGAUUCAAACCUUUGCAGCACCUUGCGAUCUUCAGAAUAUUCCAAUCGUUUAUACUAACGUUUCACAUUAUUUAAACUGGAUCCAAUAAAAUCCUAGAUUUUUACCAUAAUUUAUUUUGAUUUUUAUAAUUAAAAU
Centruroides sculpturatus (bark scorpion) is the source of this 1436-nucleotide messenger RNA. RefSeq names its product serine protease 48-like. Lineage: Eukaryota; Metazoa; Arthropoda; Arachnida; Scorpiones; Buthidae. The coding region runs from base 340 to 1389 and encodes 349 amino acids. The transcript has 8 exons. Gene Ontology annotation, biological process: proteolysis. Gene Ontology annotation, molecular function: serine-type endopeptidase activity. The record is from RefSeq and is a predicted model, not a curated record.